UCAGUGGUCCAGGGGGUUAUGCCCUGAACCCAUAGCAUGCGGGUGUCACCAAAUCCAAAAACGUUUGUUGGCUCUCGCACUUCAGGGGUAGGACGUCGUUUUAAAAGAUAACCUUUAUUGACGCGUGUAUCCUGGAGUGCGAGAGCCAUCUAACGAUUUUCCUAGAAAUUUUCCUAGAGCCAGAAAUGCACACACUGAAAGAAGCAUGACACUAUGCAAUGAAAGAAUGAAUAUUCAUGAGAACACGUCAUAAAGUGUUUAUAACCUCCUGGCAGAAAACUGGCUGCAGGACUCUGUAAUUUAGUGACUAUAGCUUUAUUUAGCCUAGCAGAUAUUUUUAUAUUCCUUUAUAUUCCUUCCUCAAAAUUACAAAAUUGAAUUCUGUGUUAUUAUUAUUUGUUUCUUUAAGUAUAUGCAAGUGCUUACAUUUGUUUCUCUAAGUAUAUACAAGUGUUUACUGUAAAAUGCAUUUUUUUCAUCACAUUCUUUAAGAAAACAAAUAGUUUCAAUUCUAUUUUUGAUGCUGGAAAGCAUUUUAAGCCUCAUUCAGCAGUAUAAGUGGUAGGAAGGCUCAGGUAGUAGGACAGGAGUAUCUCUUGUGUAAGUGCAUUGCUGAGAUCAGGUUGUAAAUGAAGGAUAAAGUAGAAAGUUCCCCAUGUGCUGGGUUAUCGAGCAUAAAGCAGAAUCUUCUUGAGGAUUCAAAAGAAGAGAAUGGGCUAUCAAACGAAUCAUCUGGCAUGAAGACCUGUGUCAAGGAAGAAGGUACGGAUGAAGGUAUCAGCACUCUGAAUCUCAUAUUUGGCAUCAAAGAUCCGUGUGCAAUUGGACUGUCCACCUGCCUCGAAGUCCUAAAGAAAUUUGAAGCUCGCAUCAUUCACCUUGAGACUAGACCGGCUGCAAAGUGGAAGAACAGAGGGGACGAUCUGGAGUGGUUUGUCAAAUGUGACAUUCACAGUUCCUAUGCGAGCAUGUUGCCCACUGCUUUGGAUAAAGUUGCAGAUGAUGUGCGGACAGUCACAGAGGAAACAUUUCCUUCUUUUCCAAGAACACUGCAAGAUCUGGACAAAUGCCAUCGCCUCAUCUUUAAAUAUGACCCUCAUUUGAAUGAAGAUCAUCCUGGAUUUGGAGAUCAGGAAUAUAAGAAACGUAGAUCAUUCUUUACAAAGCUGGCAUUUAAUUACAAAAGCGGAGACAUACUGCCACGGGUGGAGUAUACGACAGAAGAAAAUGCUACUUGGAAGCAGCUUUACAAAACCCUACACAACCUCCAUUCGGAAUAUGCAUGUGAGCAGUACAUAAACUCCCUGCAGCUGCUGGAGGAAGUUGGCAUUUUUAGGGAAGAUUCUGUUCCUCAGCUUCAGGAUGUGUCAAACUUUUUACAAGAAAGAACAGGAUUUACACUGAGACCAGUUGCAGGAUUAUUAGAUGCAAGGGAUUUCCUGGCCUGUCUUGCAUUUCGGGUGUUUCCAACUACUCAAUUCCUCAGACACCCCUCAGAUAUUAUGCAUUCCCGUGAGCCGGACUGCUGCCAUGAAAUGCUAGGACAUGUUCCCAUGCUGUCUGACAAGGAGUUUGCACACUUCUCCCAGGAUAUUGGACUUGCUUCCCUUGGAGCUUCUGAUGGAGAUAUAAUGAAACUAUCAAGUCUCUACUGGUUCACCGUGGAGUUUGGCCUGUGCAAGCAGAAGGGAUCAAUUAAAGCCUAUGGAGCAGCACUUCUUUCAUCUUAUGGGGAGCUGCUGCAUGCAUUGUCAAAUAAGCCAGAGCACAGGCCAUUUGACCCAGAAGUUAUGGCAGUUCAGCCCUAUCAGGACGCCUCAUAUCAACCAGUCUACUUUGUUUCUGAAAACUUUGAAGACUCCAAGGACAAGCUUAGAGAAUAUGCAAAGAAAAUGAAGAAGCCCUUUUCUAUUCGCUAUGAUGCCUUUACAAGAAGCAUUGAAGUUCUGGAUUCUCUUCAAAAAGUCAAGGAUUCGUUCAGUGCUAUAAAAGCUGACCUGAGGAGCUUGUGCUUCGCACUUGACAAAUUUUGCCAAAAUGAAUAAGAGAAGAAAUAGAGUAAAAAGCAGCGCAGCUACUAAAGCUAUAAUCUUUAAAGGGGGAUCUAUGGUCAAAAAUUGAAAUCCCCUUUGUCUUUGGGGAGUUAAUAUAAGCGUUUUUCCAAUAGGGAUUAUUUUUUAUGAGCAGUUUAUGGGCAAUCACAGCGCAAUCAUAGCCCCCACAUACCUGCACCAGCU
Xenopus laevis (African clawed frog) is the source of this 2237-nucleotide messenger RNA. RefSeq names its product tyrosine hydroxylase 2 L homeolog (gene th2.L). The record is from RefSeq and is a predicted model, not a curated record. Lineage: Eukaryota; Metazoa; Chordata; Amphibia; Anura; Pipidae. Bases 630 to 2045 code for a protein of 471 amino acids. The transcript has 12 exons.